Messenger RNA from Neoarthrinium moseri, 1440 nucleotides. RefSeq lists its product as uncharacterized. Bases 1 to 1440 code for a protein of 479 amino acids. The transcript is spliced from 2 exons. Lineage: Eukaryota; Fungi; Ascomycota; Sordariomycetes; Amphisphaeriales; Apiosporaceae. The record is from RefSeq and is a predicted model, not a curated record.
AUGGAUUCCAAAGCGCCCGUCUCCUCGAACAAGCACCGCGGCUAUGCCACGAGUCACGAUUGGGCCCAAAAUCGAGCCCGGAUCACGCAACUAUACCAAGAUGAGUCCCGGCCCCUGCGCGAGGUCAUGGAUAUCAUGGCCAAUAAGUACAACUUCAAUGCCACGGAGAGGAUGUACAAAAAGCGCAUCGGUGACUGGGGCAUUGACAAGAAACUCAAGGAGGAUGACCUGCUGCAGAUCCUGCGCAUCUUGGCAUUGAGGUCACACUUGGUCGGUAAUUCGGACGACCUGGUCUUUUUCGUACGCGGCAGACGUCUCGUGGACACCCGACUUCUCAGGUCAAUCAGUCGCCGGUCCAAGGCCUUGAAGCGAUUCCAUGCUGGCGAAAUGCCCUGCCCGGAAUCCAUAAAGGCCGUGCAAUACCAGAAACUGGGACCGGCUUGCGGAAACACCGCGUUCGCCCAAGAUGACCGAUCCGAGAGCGUCGAAAAACUUUUCCGACUUAUCCGACAUUGCGUGCUGAGUUCCAUUGACUCGCAGACCUGGAUGUUUGAUGAUACUGCUUGCUGGUCGGCAAGUUCCACGGCGACGGAGCAGCUCGAACUCCACGACGGCUGGCAUUUGCCGUUCUUUUCUCUUGCCUCAUACCUCCAGGGCGAUCUGAAUGCGGACGCCAUUGGCAAGGAACUGAGCACCUUGUUUGAUUUUCUGCCCCAAAUAAUCAAGGCUCAGCCUCCAUUUUUCCUCCCUUGUCUUCUGGGGAUGCUGCUGCGCCUGCAUCAACUCAAGCAAGCCUAUCUUAUUGACAUUAUGAUGAGGCAUAUUUCGCAGCUCAGCUGCAUAUACUUGGGCCCGCAUCAUCCGCUCUUCUGCGUGAUCAAGCACCUAAGGUCCUUGAGCCGUGGUAUAGAAGACGAUUUUUACUGGUACGAACAGUCGCUACUAACGCUGACAGAUCAGUUCGAGACCCAAAUCGGGCUGGAGAACAACAUCACCAUUUUGACGGCGACCGCGUACCUUGCCGCGCUGUGUAUGAACGGAGGCAUAACCCUUGACUGGUUGAAGCUCACCGGGAAAUACACAUUCAAACUGGCUGACUACACCACGCGGCUCGAUACGUGGGACGACCUCGAAGUCAGCCAGAGCCGCUGGAACCUGGAUUGUUUCAGCAGGAACCCGACUGCCGUCCAGGCGCGCAGGUUGCUGUUGCCAGUGCUGUUCGAGGGCUCAAGGUAUCGGUCGAAUCUCACGGACACGGGUGUCGCUUUUCAAGAGAGUCAGAUCACGGCAAUGGAUCUCGCUAGGAGGCACUUCAAGUAUCAUCUGGCGCAUGCGACUUUAUCGGCGGGGAAUUGGUCCCUCUUUCAGGACUUCUGCGCACUGCUACCGGAAUCCGCGCCGCUUCUCGGUACGAAUAGGAGUUCAGCAGUUCGAAAGUGA